GCCGCGAAGGUGGCUUCGAAGCGAGCCCGGCCAUCGGGCACAAAGCUCGCGAGAUGUGAACGCGUCGCCGCAACUUCCUCCGGUCAGUUUAGAGACCGGAAGUGCGGUGUGCGCGGCGUGUGUGUUGCCUGUUGUACGGCGUGCGGCGUCGAUGUGCUGAGGUUCCUGCCCGGGCUCCUCUGGGCUCCUGGACCGAGGUGAUGGGGGACUCCAGGGAGGCCGGAGCCGAGGCUCCGCCGGCCGGGGCCUCUGCUCAGGGAGGGCUCAGCCUCCUGUCCCAAGGAGAGUCCGAGGAACCUUCUGCACAGGAAUCAGAUUUAUUUCUUGGAGGCAGUGAAGUGAAGAGCCGUGCUGUGGUGAAGUAUUCUUCUGCCCCUCCUCGAACCGCAUUUGCACGCCUUGAAGAGAAAACGGACUUGAAACUCCCACCUGCCAACUGGUUACGAGAGAGUGCCAAACUAGGGCCAGCAGGAACUACCAUUCUUGGCAAUAGUAAGAAAAGCAAGCCAUUUUCAAGCUUUGGCAUGGCAUACGACUUUAUCGAUUCAGUGGGAAACGAUGUGGAUGUUGUCUCCGACUCUGAGAACAUAAAAAAACUCCUGAAGAUUCCCUACAGCAAGUCCCACGUAAGCAUGGCGGUGCACCGCAUAGGAAGGACUCUCUUACUGGACGAGUUAGACAUUCAGGAACUCUUUAUGAGAUCAUCUCAGACUGGUGAUUGGACAUGGCUGAAAGAGUUUUAUCAAAGACUUAUUGAUCAGAAGUGGCAGAGGAAGAAAAAGAGCAAAGAGCACUGGUAUCAGAAGGCUAUUCUUUCCAAGUUUCUAUAUUACAGUAUCAAUGGUGAUGGAGCCGCUCAGCCCGUCCCAUCUGCAGAAGAGCAGGAGUCAUCCAGUUCAGGUCAGGCACGUGACCCGAGCGGGGCUUCGUGGCCCGCCCCCUUUGAAAUGCCUUCCUCAGUUUCUGAAGAUCCCAGUGCAUCCAGUCAGGGAAAUGAGCCUCUUGAACCCUCAUACAUAGUAGGGCAUGUGGCCUCAGCACCCAAAGAACAAAACCUGACUACUUUAUUCAAUGACGGGGAGAACAGUCAGGGUCUUAAAAAUGACUUUGUUCGGAAUAUUUUAUGGACAUUUGAAGAUAUACAUAUGUUAGUUGGCUCCAACAUGCCCAUAUUCGGAGGAGGCAGAUAUCCAGCAGUCAGCCUGCGUCUCAGGGAUAACAACAAACCAAUUAAUGUGCUAACCGGAAUUGACUAUUGGUUGGACAACUUGAUAUGCAAUGUACCAGAGCUUGUGAUGUGUUUUCAUGUAAAUGGAAUCGUACAGAAGUAUGAAAUGAUAAAGACAGAGGAGAUUCCCAAUUUGGAAAAUUCUAAUUUUUCUACUAAAGUCAUAAAAGACAUUGCACAGAAUAUUUUAUCAUUUCUGAAAUCAAAUUGUACGAAAGAAGGACAUACCUAUUGGCUAUUUAAAGCAAGUGGCAGUGAUAUAGUGAAGCUCUAUGAUCUCACUACUCUUUGUGAAGAAACUGAAGACAAAUACCAAAAUCCAUUCACAAUGCCAGUGGCCAUUCUCUUGUAUAAGGUUGCUUGCAACAUGAUGAUGAAGAAGAAUCAAAAUAAGAAACACUAUGGAACUAUUAGAACAUUGCUGCUUAAUUGUGUUAAAUUGUUGGACAAAAGCAGGCAUCCUCAAAUUAUUGCUUCAGCCAAUUACAUGCUGUCAGAACUUUUUCAAUUGGAUGAGCCUAAAAAAGAAGAAAGUUCAGAGUCUCCUUUAAAUGAGAAUUCUGAUGAAAGUUACAGUGAAGAGGAAGAGGAAAUGCCAGACAGUGAUGAAAAUGGGUCCUAUAGCACCAGCUCUGAUCCAUCAGACGAUAACAAAGCAGUCGCUAUCAUUAAGUCUGUUGGAGAAUUGUCAGUUCCAGAAAAAUACAAAUCCAUUCAUCAAAUCAGACCCAGUUGUGCAUUCCCAGUUUGCCAUGGCACAGAAGAGCGCUGUAGACUUGUGCUUAGCUAUGUCCUGGAGGGUUUAAAAUCUGUGGACAGCAGCCUUAAAAAAGAAAGCGACCUUCCUGCUGCUGACCCCAGUACCCCAAUCCCAUUAAAAUAUGAAGAUGAAUCCACAGGUGGGAGUCCUGAGGGUCUGGAGAAGCAGAUGGCCUUAUUUUUGGACAAAAUGGGCUCCCUGCAGAAGAGUAAUUAUUCCAGUCAAUCUGGAAUGAUCCCUGGUACUUGGCAACAUAAAAUGAAACUCCAGCUGAUUCUCAAGUCAUCAAAGGCCUAUUACGUUUUGUCUGAUGCUGCCAUGAGUCUUCAGAAAUAUGGAAGAGCGUUACGAUACAUUAAGUUAGCUUUGCAGAGCCACGAUACUUACUGCUGCCUCUGCACCAAUACGUUUUCUGAAGUGCUGCUGUUUCUUUCUCAGUAUUUGACCCUCUGCGGCGAUAUCCAACUAAUGCUGGCCCAGAAUGCAAAUAACAGGGCAGCGCACCUGGAAGAGUUUAAUUAUCAAACAAAAGAAGAUCAGGAGAUACUACACAGCCUGCACAGGGAGUCCAGCUGCCAAGGAUUUGCAUGGGCAACUGAUUUGUCUACAGACUUAGAGAGUCAACUUUCAGUUAGUUGUAAAUGUUACGAGGCUGCUAAUGAAAUCUUGCAAUUUAGUGACUUAAAAAACCAAAACCCAGAACACUAUGUACAAGUAUUGAAGAGAAUGGGUAACAUUAGAAAUGAAAUCGGUGUGUUCUAUAUGAAUCAGGCUGCUGCAUUACAGAGUGAGAGAGUAGUGAGCACAAGUGUGUCUUCUGCAGAACAACAGUUGUGGAAAAAAAGCUUUUCCUGUUUUGAAAGAGGAAUUCACAACUUUGAGUCAAUUGAUGACGCUACAAAUGCUGCCCUUUUAUUAUGUAACACUGGGAGACUCAUGCGGAUCUGUGCCCAGGCACACUGUGGUGCAGGUGACGAAUUUAAACGUGAAUUUUCACCAGAAGAAGGCUUGUAUUACAAUAAGGCCGUUGAUUACUAUUUGAAAGCCCUGAGGUCACUGGGAGCACGAGACAUACACCCAGCUGUUUGGGACUCAGUGAACUGGGAAUUGUCCACCACUUACUUUACUAUGGCGACUCUGCAGCAAGAUUAUGCUCCGUUAUCUAGAAAAGCUCAGGAGCAGAUUGAAAAAGAAGUCAGUGAGGCUAUGAUGAAGUCCUUGAAAUACUGUGACGUAGAUUCGGCGUCUGCUCGGCAGCCUCUCUGUCAGUAUCGAGCUGCAACCAUCCAUCACAGGCUGGCAUCCAUGUACCACAGUUGUCUGAGGAAUCAGGUUGGUGAUGAACAUCUUAGGAAACAGCACCGGGUGCUGGCAGAUCUUCAUUACAGCAAAGCUGUGAAGCUUUUUCAGCUUCUGAAAGACGCUCCGUGUGAAUUACUCAGAGUACAGUUAGAAAGAGUAGCAUUUGCAGAAUUUCAGAUGACCAGUCAGAAUAGUAAUAUUGGAAAAUUAAAAACACUGUCUGGGGCUCUUGAUGUAAUGGUGAGAACUAAGCAUGCAUUCCAGCUCAUGAGGAAGGAGCUUGCAGAGGAAUUUGACCAGCCUAAGAGUGAUGGAACCUCUCCAGCUGUGGAUUCUUCUCCUAGCCUUAAUCGAGAGGAAGUGAUCAAACUCCUCAGUAUAUUUGAAUCUCGGUUUUCAUUCCUUCUCCUUCAGUCCAUCAAGUUGCUCUCUUCAACUAAAAGGAAAGCAAGCAGUAACAUUGAAGAAGAUACAGUCCUCAAAACCAACAAGCACAUUUACUCCCAGCUCUUGAGAGCCACGGCUAACAAAAACACAGCCCUUUUGGAAAGAAUCGACCUCCUCGUCCACCUGCUGGAUCAGCUUGCUCGCGGCGGGGGCGGCCCUGGGUGGAGGUAUGGACGUUGCAAACAUCAAACCACUGCUCAGAGAUAGACUGCUUUGGGAACAAGCCAUCUGAAGGAAGCCAGGGACGCUGCUGUUUGUCCUUGUCGUUAACUACCUUCCAGUACGUGCUGCCUUUGAAGA
This is a messenger RNA of Manis pentadactyla (Chinese pangolin), 4037 nucleotides long. It is a transcript of the gene EDRF1, whose product is annotated as erythroid differentiation regulatory factor 1. Bases 201 to 3944 code for a protein of 1247 amino acids. The transcript is spliced from 26 exons. Lineage: Eukaryota; Metazoa; Chordata; Mammalia; Pholidota; Manidae. The record is from RefSeq and is a predicted model, not a curated record. Gene Ontology annotation, biological process: positive regulation of DNA-templated transcription.